GUGCUAGCCGUCAAUCGUCAAGUCAAAUAAGCAAUUUUGAUAGUUUCGAAUUUUUGUUUUAUCUUGAUAACUUUCGCAUACUAUAAAUAAACCAGUAUUUAUCAACAUAGCACAAUGGCCAGCGAGAGCAGUUCGGCUGUGUUGGACCUAAACGACGCAGAUGCAACGGACACAGACGCUCCGAGCGUGAUGGACGUGGAUGAGGUCCCAGAUGGAGCGCCACUGAUCAUGGAGCAUGGAUACGACAUUGCUGUCAAGGUGGAUGCUCCAAUGAAACAGCUGUCAACUCUUGAAACGUUCGUUACGUAUCGUGUCCGAUGCGUCUGCGCACGUUGGACUACACCGCCACACGUCAGGCGACGCUAUAACCAUUUUAAGCUCCUCCACAAGCGUCUGGCCGCGUCUCACCCGCUGGUGGCGCCGCCCCCGCUGCCCCCCCUACACUCGGCGCGGCAGCAGCUCGACCGCUACUCGCCGGCCUUCGUCGCGGUGCGGUGUCUCGCUCUCCACUCAUUCCUCGAUCGCAUCGCGAAACAUCCAAUUUUAACUCACAGUGAAGACUUCAGACUUUUCUUGACAACGCCCGAUGAAGAACUGGACAAGGUUUUCAAAAGCGAAAACAGCGCUUUAAACCUUUGGGGUCUAAGCAACGCGCUGUACGGCAGCGGUGAAGCGAAGCCCGCUAACGGUGCGAGAGUAAAGGAUCCGGAGUUCAGUUCGGCGGCGGACUACUUGCAGUCGCUACAGCAGAAGUUGACCACUCUCUGCACACUGACCACCAAAUUAUAUAAGGGCUCAGUGUCUCUGAGUAGUGAACUUAUGGGCAUGCGGCGCGCGUGCGACGCGUGGGCGGUGUCGGCGGGCGGGCGCUGCGCGGGCGCGCUGGCGGGCUGCGGCGCGGGCGCGGGCGCGGCGGGCGCGGCGCGCGCGGCGGCCCCGCUGCGCCACCGCGCCGCGCUGCCCGCGCUCGCCGCCUACGCGCACGCGCACGUCGACAAGAUCCGCGCGCGCGACGCGCUGCACGCCGCGUACGUGUCCGGCAACAACACGACGGACGAAGUCCACAAUAGAUUGGAGCAAGCUUCAGAGGCGUUACGUUCCGAACUCUCCGAUUGGAUACCAAAAACGCACGCAGAAAUCAAGUCGUUAUUACUAGACUUAGCAGACAGACAAGUGAACAUACACACACAGACUCUAAUGGGCUGGGAGCACGCCCUGAAACUUUCCACGGACGAUAUAUCCGAAAUGUUCAAGACAGUGUCGAAAACGGCCGUGCAAAAUCUCUCGCCGUCGAAAUGCCGAAGUUUGACGACGCCAAACGAAACCGAGCAAGAUAUAGACGACAUUGACAAUUACAGCAACGAUUCAGAUCUACAGGAUGUUUCAAAAGAUGACAUACAGCAUGUUUCAAAAGAUGACGUACAGGACGUUUCGAACGAUGACAUACAGGAUCCGAAGGAUGAAAGUCACGUGCAAGAGUGCGUCAAGGUUCAGAACGGUGACGAUUACGGGAAAUUGGACUCUAUAUCGAAGGAGGACAGUUCGAAGUCGGAUUCGAGGUUUUCGGACCCAUUGCAGGAAUUCUCUGAAGUCGAUCUCUCAUGAUUCUGCGAUACAUUGUUUUGUAAUGUUAUAAAAGAUUUUUAAAAUUCCAAAAUUCUUUGUGUUGUAGUCAUGAUUUCAUCCCGUUAAAUUGCAAGUUUCGUAUAGUAGCCUCAAUACUUGGAUAUUAAUUUGUAUUGACAAUUAUACUUAACCAACCCCCCCCCCCCUCCAAAUUCUACUUCAAUAAUCAAUUAAAAGUUUAUUUGCGUAAAAGCUUUCAAGUUUUACGUUAGCAUAUUCUAAAAGAACUUUUGGAUCGACUUUUCCCAAUAUUGAAUGUAGAGCUACCGGUCCGAAAUGUAGAUUCUUAUGUAUAUAACCGGUUAGAUAUUCGGUGGUUUCCCCUUUUGUCCAAUAAAAACACUUGUGAAACAAAUGAGAUUCAAUUUAAAAGAAUGUCGCAAAGGAUUAUUGGAAGACGAAAUUAAGUUACCUUAAACUAGUGUUGGAUAUCGAACGAUUGUCUAUCGAUAGUUAGAAAGUUAUUUGCAAUAGUAUCGAUACACUAUCGAUAUUAUCGUCACCUAUUAAUACUGCCGAGCCGAGAUGGCCCAGUGG
This is a messenger RNA of Vanessa atalanta (red admiral), 2163 nucleotides long. RefSeq names its product sorting nexin-7-like. The coding region runs from base 115 to 1605 and encodes 496 amino acids. NCBI's taxonomy places the organism in Eukaryota, Metazoa, Arthropoda, Insecta, Lepidoptera, Nymphalidae. Gene Ontology annotation, molecular function: phosphatidylinositol binding. The record is from RefSeq and is a predicted model, not a curated record. The transcript has 10 exons.